Molecule: messenger RNA, 499 nt
Organism: Trypanosoma conorhini
Lineage: Eukaryota; Euglenozoa; Kinetoplastea; Trypanosomatida; Trypanosomatidae
Product: citrate synthase
Exons: 1
Source: RefSeq, a predicted model, not a curated record
AUGCCGCUACAUCAUUUGCCAUCAGCUUCGUGUUGCCGUCGCCCCGUCGUUCCUUCACCGCUACGCCCCCUCCGCUUUUCUCUGCAUCUGCCCGUCUCUGCCUCCCUUCCUUUUUCCCUCGUGCUGCCUCUUGCGCCCGCACACAUCCCCCCUCCCCUCCCCCCAUCGGGAAGGAUACGCCUGCAAGCUCUGAAUAAAAGCAAAGAAAAUUACCCAACAACAACAACAGCGACAGAGAAGAUGCUGCGCUUUUGCACCCGUGCUGGAGCCGUCCUCAAUGUCUACAGUGCCGCCCGCCAACAGUCGAGCAUCGUCGACGAAUUGAAGGGGACGAUUCUGGCGCGUCACAAACUUGACGCUCCAAGGAUCAAGGCCCUGAAGGAGAAGUGCGGAGGCGAGAAGCUGAGCGAUGCGACCGUCGGGGCCGCCUACGGUGGCAUGCGUGGGAUCACUGGCCUGGUGUACGAGCCCUGCUGCUCGACGGGAUGCACGGCAUUCG